UGAAGGAGGCAGAGCACCCCGCGGACACACUCAGCUCACAACCUUCACACAAGCGAGUCCCUUUUUUUUAGUUCUUUCGCCCCCCGGCCGGAGAGCGGCUUGUUUCGGGCGGCUGGUGGUGCUGCUGGUUGUGGGGGGAGGAGGAGGAAGAGGAGGAGGAGGAGGAGGAGGAGGAGGAGGAGGGAUGGCGGCGGCUUCGACGGAUUCGGGACAAGGAUCCACCAAGAUCACCCCCGAGGCGUUACGCGAGAUGCUCCAGCGGUACAACCUGAGCCGCCAGGAGUUCAUCAACACGUACCAGAUCCAGCCGCUCGUCUACAUCCCCGAGCUGCCGUACAGCGCCAAGACCACCUUCGUCAUCAUGUACAUGCUCAUUUUCCUUCUGGCUCUGGCUGGAAAUAGUUUGGUUAUCUACAUAGUUUUGAAGAAACGCGCGAUCCAGACGGCCACCGAUAUCUUCAUCUGCUCCCUGGCGGUCAGCGACCUGCUCAUCACUUUCUUCUGCAUCCCCUUCACCUUGCUGCAAAACGUCUCGUCCGAGUGGUUCGGAGGGGUUUUGGUUUGCAAGGCAGUUCCCUUUGUGCAGACCACAGCCAUAGUGACCGGCAUCCUCACGAUGACCUGCAUUGCCGUUGAGAGAUACCAGGGCAUUGUCUUCCCGCUGAAGAUGAGGAGACAGUACUCGUCGAAAAGAGCAUACAAUAUGCUAGGGUUGGUGUGGAUCGCUUCAGUGAUAGUGGGGUCCCCAAUGCUGUUUGUGCAACAACUAGAGGUGAAGUACGACUUCUUGUACGAUCACCACCACGUGUGCUGCCAGGAGAGUUGGCGUUCUCUCACUCACAGGCAGGUGUACACCACCUUCAUCAUGGUGGCUCUUUUCCUGCUCCCGCUGGCAGCCAUGCUCUUCCUAUACACGCGCAUUGCCAUUGAGCUGUGGAUCCGCAAGAGGGUUGGCGACUCGUCAGUCCUCAACACCAUGAACCACAGGGAAAUCAGUAAGAUCUCCAGGAAAAAGAAGAGAGCCGUUAAAAUGAUGAUCACCAUUGUUCUGCUGUUCACCAUUUGCUGGGCCCCGUUCCACACCGUCCACAUGCUGUUUGAGUACCAUGACCUGGAAGUCAAAUACGACGGAGUCACGCUAAACAUGAUCAUCGCCAUCGUUCAGGCCAUCGGCUUCUUCAACAGCUUCAACAACCCGAUCGUGUACGCCUUCAUGAACGAGAACUUCAAGAAGAGCUGCGUCUCCACCCUCUCCCGCUGCCUGCAUAAGCCGAACCUGCAGCGCGGCGCGGUGGUGAUGCCGAAAGUGAGCGUGCAGUUCAUCAAGCCCCAGAGCAGAGAAGCCUUCCCGGAAUCAGCCGAGGGAGACGGAGCCAACCAGCACUCGGCAGAGAAAGGGCCUUCAAGUUCGCUGCAGGGAAAGAGCAUGAUGGAAAGGAACGGGGAGAAGAUCUCCACCAUCCAAACAGACCUCGCGGGAAAUAGCUCCUCUCAGGUCAAAUGAGGACCGCCUCAACGCGCCCCUGCUUUUUGGCUGUCAAUCAACAGCUGCGUCAGAUGUGAUUUUAAAACUCACAGUUGUGGUACAAAGAGUCAAAAGUUCUCUCUGUGCAGCCAGAGCCGUGCUGUUCAUUCCGGGCGAGGAGAACUGCCAGAUGGAAACGAGGGAAUACCGAAAAGCGGUAGUCUUGCUGCCCUCGGGGCAAUCGGGACCAGGUUUUAACACCAUUAAAUUUACCUGAAUUAAAUAAUCAAUUCUGUUCAGCGGUCUGUAAAAUCCUCUGGACACCGUGUUCGACUCCUUCCCAAAUGAAGCAGAAACUUCUGCCGAUGCUGUUAAGACGUGCUGAGAGCUCAUUGGAAAAGGACUCACCAGCAGGAGAGCCUUACGCCUUUUAAUUAAUUGCACUGUUAAAUAUGUUUAGAUCAGCAUGAAACUCAAUGCAGUUUGGUUUCAAUUCCACUUUAAUAAUGAUGCUUUUCAUCCUACAUAACAUUUGUAUUGCUUUUGAAAUCUUUUGGAGAUCAGUGAAAUAUAUAACCCACUUCACUGUAGGGGUCAAAACUCUUUAACCUUUGCAGUUAAACACCACAGCGCUUAGAGCCAUCCAAACAUCCAAGGAUUGUAUAGUUAAUUCAUUCCCAUGUUUGUCAGAUAUGAGAUCAAUUCAAUCACGACAAGAAUCAAAGCAUCGAUCACUAAAUAUAAAUAAACAGCUAUUUUACUCAAACAGGAAGGAGUUGUCACAUUAUACACACAAAGGACAAUGCUAGUUUUAAUGUGUGCGCUAUUUGUUGCUUUUAGAUAUUUUUGUAACCUCCUUAUCUAGAUGCAACUCCUGUGAACGUUAUUUUGGUCUCUUGAGUCAGUAACUCUUUGUGGAAUAUGUUAUAGUUCUGUAGAGUGGUCUAUCAAACAAUGGCAGUCAUCAUUGUACAUGUUGUGUUUUAUUGUCACUGGACUAGAAUGUCAUUGAGCUGCGUUGUCGGCUUGUGUUCCACGAUUACUUCUUAAAUAAAGUCAUACUCCUGCUGGUGUAUAAAAUUCUGGUAAAGUCUGGUAAAAUAACUUAGUCACUCAUUUCUUUGUUCAUAUGAAAUUUGUUGAAAACUGAGAAAAGCUCACUGGUCGCUAAACAUUAGCUCACUUGUUAGAACAAGUGUUUAUACCUAGUUGGUUUGAAAAGUCACUUCCAAAAUGUUCACACA
This is a messenger RNA of Pungitius pungitius (ninespine stickleback), 2709 nucleotides long. RefSeq names its product pyroglutamylated RFamide peptide receptor b (gene qrfprb). The transcript is spliced from 6 exons. Gene Ontology annotation, biological process: G protein-coupled receptor signaling pathway; cellular response to hormone stimulus. The record is from RefSeq and is a predicted model, not a curated record. The coding region runs from base 185 to 1504 and encodes 439 amino acids. NCBI's taxonomy places the organism in Eukaryota, Metazoa, Chordata, Actinopteri, Perciformes, Gasterosteidae. Gene Ontology annotation, molecular function: neuropeptide Y receptor activity; peptide binding. Gene Ontology annotation, cellular component: plasma membrane.